ACUACUAUCAUAAUCCAAACAUAUAAAUACCUUGCAAAUAUUUUGGGCGUGGCUUAUUUGUAUUAAAAAAAGGGGGGGUUUAACCCAUUAAGUCCCAUGUUUAUAUUAUGAAGCUAAGAAAAUUAGAAAGCAAUAUUCCUCAAGUUUUCCCCACCGGCUUUGCACAAAAUUGUUCAUAGCAUUUCUCUGUUUAAAUUCCCGUUUUUUGUUUUCUCUUCUAUUUACCAGUUCUGCACAGGCGUUUGCAAGGUCGUUGAAGUCAUUUUGAUCUGGUACGAAGACUUUGUUGUCGCAGUUGAAGUUCCGCAUAUAAAUCUGACUUCAGGAAAAACGUUUCUGCGAUUUGAUUGCGAAGAAGAAAAGAGUAAAAAGCACGACGAAAAAAAGGAAGCAAUUCUGGUCAUCGAUCGACAGAAACAUCGAAUUUUUGAACCUAACAAUUUUAGUGUCGUCAUCAUACUAAGAAGAAUAUGUCGUCUGCAUCCGAUCCUAGUUCUUCUCCAGUUUACGAGGUGAACUUCGGACCACCUAGAAGUUUUGGGACAGUUCUCAAAUCGAAGCUCAAAGAAACAUUUUUACCCGAUGAUCCAUUCAGCGAACUCGGCAGUGAACCCUCGCUUCCUCGGAAAACCAAGAAAGUGGUUCAGUAUUUUGUUCCGGUUGUGGAAUGGUUGCCCAAGUACAACCUCAACCUCUUCAAGUAUGAUCUCCUUGCCGGAAUUACUAUUGCCAGCCUUGCUAUUCCUCAAGGAAUUAGUUACGCAAAGCUCGCCAAUAUUCCUCCAAUUAUCGGACUAUAUUCGAGCUUUGUUCCGCCAUUGAUUUACUGCAUAUUUGGAAGCUCAAAGCAUCUUGCUGUCGGAACAGUUGCGGCUUCUUCUUUGAUCAUUGCGGCAUCAAUAGAAGAGAAAGUAUCUCCAGUUGACAAUAUUGAAUUGUAUGUCAGCUUGGUGUUCACGGCUUGUCUCAUUUCUGGGUUAAUCCAGACAGCUAUGGGCGCAUUAAGACUUGGGAUAUUGAUAGACUUCCUAUCCCAUUCAACUAUACUUGGAUUUAUGGGAGGGACAGCUGUGUUGAUUUGCUUGCAACAGUUGAAAGGAAUGCUGGGAUUGAAGCAUUUCACCACCCACACUGACAUGAUUUCUGUUCUACAUUCAGUUUUUGCCAAUAGAAAAGAGUGGCAAUGGCAAAGUGCAGUUGUUGGAAUCAUCUUUCUUGCUUUCCUGCAAUUUACAAGAUUUGUGAAGCAAAGGAGACCAAAUUUGUUUUGGGUGUCAGCAAUUGCUCCAAUAACAGUAGUCAUUGUUGGCGGGCUCUUUGCUUAUUUUGCUCAUGCUGAGAAACACGGAAUUGCUAUUGUCGGACCUCUUAAGAAAGGAAUUAACCCGCCCUCAAUCAAUCGCAUCAACUUUGAUCCUAAAUAUGUCUCCGCUCCAUUGAAGGCUGGACUUAUUACCGCAAUGAUUGCUUUAGCAGAAGGAAUAGCAAUUGGAAGGAGUUUUGCCAUAAUAAAAAAUGAACAAAUUGAUGGGAACAAAGAAAUGAUAGCUUUUGGGUUCAUGAACAUUAUUGGAUCUCUAACUUCAUGCUACUUGACUACCGGUCCAUUUUCGAAAACAGCAGUGAAUUUCAAUGCUGGAUGCAGAACACAAAUGUCAAAUGUAGUAAUGUCGAUUUGUAUGAUGCUGACGCUUCUGUUCUUAGCCCCGUUAUUUAGUUACACACCCCUCGUCGCCCUAUCCGCCAUUAUCAUGUCAGCCAUGUUAGGUCUUAUUGAGUACGAAAAAGCCUAUCACCUCUACAAGACCGACAAGUUCGACUUCUUAAUCUGCAUGGCUGGAUUCUUCGGUGUUGCCUUCAUUAGCAUGGACGUCGGCCUUAUGCUUUCGGUAGGACUUGCUUUAGUUAGGGCACUUUUAUAUGUGGCUAGGCCAGCUACAUGUAAACUUGGGAACAUUCCUGGUUCGAAACUGUACAGAGAUGUGGAGCAGUAUCCGCAUGCUACCCUUGUUCCUGGAAUCUUACCCAUAAAGCUAGGAUCCCCUAUUUACUACGCCAAUUGUCAAUACAUUAGAGAAAGGAUACUAAGGUAUGUUAGACAAGAACAGUCUCUAGUGACAUCAAAAGGAAAUGUUAUAGAGUAUAUAAUACUCGAUUUGGGAGAUGUGACAUCCAUCGAUAUCACGGGAGUAGAAACGUUCUCAGAAAUUCGAAGACUCUUAGAAGCCAAGGAUAUCAAGAUGAUCUUGGUAGACCCAAGGCUUGCAGUGAUGGAAAAAUUAAUUGUGACAAAAUUCAUAGAGAAAAUUGGGAAGGAAUCAGUUUACUUGUCGAUCGACGAUGCGAUUGAGGCUUGCAGAUAUUCGUUGAGAACUUCAUCGAAGACGGAAGGAGUUGAAGUUGUGUAAAAAGAAAAAAAAGUUUGCAGAAACUUUCUUUUAGAAUGUGCAAAUAUUAUUCGCGGAAGAAAAAUUUGUAAAAAGGAAAACCAUGUACUUAGAGCUCCUCUUUUCAUGAGAGCGAAUAAUAUUUUGGCAAUGAAAUCCAAACGUUUGUCAUACUGUGUCCUAUAAUUACGCAAAUGGGCUAAGAUUACAGUGCAGAGCGGAACUGGCCUUGUUAUUGCUGACUUAGACUUGGACUGAACUGGC
Messenger RNA from Oldenlandia corymbosa var. corymbosa, 2651 nucleotides. NCBI's taxonomy places the organism in Eukaryota, Viridiplantae, Streptophyta, Magnoliopsida, Gentianales, Rubiaceae. The record is from the annotation of a GenBank genome assembly.